This is a messenger RNA of Rattus norvegicus (Norway rat), 6568 nucleotides long. Lineage: Eukaryota; Metazoa; Chordata; Mammalia; Rodentia; Muridae. The record is from RefSeq and is a predicted model, not a curated record.
CUUAUGUACAUCCCCUGCUGUGCACAGGACCCAGAGCUCUCCAUAGUUAUUGAAAUAGUGGACAUUUGCAAUUCUUAAUGUUAAUUUUUAAUCAUAAUAAAAUGUAUUUAAAAUAUUAAAUAAGUAUUUGUUAAUAUUGUUUUAUUUCACAAGAUGCCCUUUAAUGGCAAACAUAAUUUCUAUAAAAAUUUCAGGAUGGAUAUAUUAUGUGAUAAAUUUUAUCAAUUAUUAAAUGUUCUGAAAAUAAUUUGAUAAGGAUUUCAAAACUACAAUGUCUUAGAUUAAUUUACAUGCCACUUUCACCGUGGAAAGAGAACUGAAAAUCCAUUUUGGCAUAAACUGCUAACUUAUUUUAACCAAAACAUUGUACUUAAAUUGUAACAAGUAAAUAUUAAAUCUUAGACUAUUUCCCUUUAGUGUACUAUGACAUUGAUUUCAAAAAUUAGGGUUGUGGAUAGCAAAGUAUUUUUUCAAUUGCUGCUUCCUUGAACUGUUACAUUGUCUUUCUUAGGUCUCCUUGGGUACAGUAAGAUGAGCAAUGUUAAAUCAUAUGUCUGCUGAUUCUCCUAUCAUUCAUCUCCAUGGUAGCAUGUGAACUACUAAUGAUUACUGUUUUGAUUCUGAGACGUAGUUUGAACCAGAAUUCUCUUAUAAGUCCUAAUCCCACAUCUGUUAAUCUUACAGAAGGGAAGCCAUGUGCAGAAAUCCUAACCAAACUCCUUUUCUCUCAUAUUUUUUGCCUAAUUGCACGUGUGAUUGUUUCUUUAAACUUUCUAACCUAAGAGACCUUCCAGAAUUAAAAAAAAGAGCACUGCCGUUUGGCUUCAGAGUGAGCUUGUGAUUGCUACCCUGAUGUUUCUAUAAUUGUACAAUUCACUACGCAGUUGUUUUUUCAGUGAUAAAAACAAUCAACAACUGGUCGGUAGUGGCACAUACCUUUAAUCUCAGGACUUGAAAGGCAGAGGCAGGCUGAUCUCAAGUCCAGUCUGGUCUACAGAGUUCUGGGAUAGCUAGGACUACAGUCCUGUCUCGAAAAACAAAACUAACAAGCAAAGCACAGUCAAACAAUAAUUUUCAAAUGACUAUUUGCAAUAUAGAGAUGACAUUGUAGCUAUAGAGUUUCUCCAAUAUUUUCAAAUGGAAAGCAUCAUAUCCCAAAAGCCUGCAAAACUAAGACAUUUUAUAGUUGAUGGGUUGAUAAAUACUGUGAACAGUAUCCUUAUUGUACCUUAUUUUAAUGUCUCCAAUUCCAUUUUGUUAUUUUCAUUAGAAUAUUAUUAGGACAAGGGGUAUGAUUGAAAACAUGAGGCUCAGCUGUAAUUUAGGGUAGUGAGACUAUGCAAAUUUUAAAUAGCCAUUUAGGAAGCCAAAAGAAUAGACACCCAAGAUGGAAUGCAGACUAUGACAAAAACAUCUAACUGUGUCACAAAUGUUUGAAAUAUUCUCACUGAGAAGAGAUAGAGCAAGGUGCUGACCUCCCUAUCUAGAAACUAAUCUGUAAGAUAAAAGGCAUCGACAAGUGUAUAUCCCCUGAGCACUGUUGAUUCCACUCUUAGGCUAAUCUUAAUGCGGUAUGACAAGACCAUUCUUGCCCGGGUUGGUGGGAUGACUGAAAUCUAGCACGUGAAAACUAAGAUGGGAAGAUAGAGGGCUUAAGGACAGCCUGGGCUGUAUACUGAGACCUCAUCUAAAGCAAGCAAACCAAAGAUAUAUUUCCAUACAUUAGUUUAUUAAGCCUGUAUCACGUGUAAUUUAUCUCAUGUUUACUUUUGUCUUCAUAGAAUUUAAUAAGUAAAAAAAAAUCGAUGAUGACUUGUCUCAUGGUCUUGUGCUGUUCUGUAUGAAAAGUGUAUAGAAAAUGCAAGUUAAUUCUGAAACUGUUCUGCCUCCCCCAAAAGCACACCAUACCUUGAUAUAGCCGUAAGGAAAACAGACAAAUCCCAACUGGGGAACAUUCUACUGCUCAAAACCGAAAUGGUCAUUAAAAACAAGGCAUGUCUGAUCCAGUGUCACAGCCAAGCACGUCUAAGGAGACACAGUAAAUGCUUCUUCCAGCUUAAAUAGAGCUUGGGGAGAAGACAAAUGUUAUGAUAAAAGUAAUAUACUAUCGUAGGAUGUUAAUAAUAGGGAAGCCAGCCUUAUUAUACACAGGAACCUUCCUCUGCAAUAGUCCACAACAGUUCAUCAAAUGUCCUGUGGUUUAGAGUUAAAGGUUUAUUAAUUUUUGAAAGAUCACUCAUGAAUAAGUAUCUAAAACUUUGAACAAACGAUGAAUGAGUUUAUUUAGGUUUUGUAACUUAGUUCAAGUGGAGCAGUUCAGAAGUCCUGAGUGUUCUUCCCUGUUCAGUGUUUGAGUGGCUUCAUUUAACUCUGAAAACUAGUAGUGAACUGUAACUGGCAUGAUGACUCACCACUGCUUCUCAUAGACAUACUGCUUGUGCUGAGUUGGCAACCAGGUUAUUUAAAGUUAAUCUGUUUUCUCUUACUCUAUUUUAGAUGAAUUAAAUAAUUUGGGGCGUCCUGAUAAUAAAGAACAAACUGGCCAGCCUUUGGUCUAAGUCCACUCCAGCUCUUCUUCUAACCAGCAACUACUUCACAAGUACAGUUGUCAAGCAAAGGACAAAGUUGCUCUUUUGAUAGGAAAUAUGAAUUACUGGGAGCACCCCAAGCUUAAAGCUCCAUUGGUGGAUGUGUAUGAAUUGACCAACUUAUUAAGGCAACUAGAUUUCAAAGUUGUUUCAUUGUUGGAUCUUACUGAAUACGAGAUGUGUAAUGCUGUGGAUGAAUUCUUACUACUUUUAGACAAAGGAGUAUAUGGCUUGUUAUAUUAUGCCGGGCAUGGUUAUGAAAACUUUGGGAACAGUUUUAUGGUCCCUGUUGAUGCUCCAAAUCCGUAUAGGUCUGAAAAUUGCCUCUGUGUACAAAACAUACUGAAAUUAAUGCAAGAAAAGGAGACUGGACUGAAUGUGUUCCUGUUGGAUAUGUGUCGGAAAAGAAAUGACUACGAUGAUACCAUUCCAAUCUUGGACGCACUGAAAGUCACUGCCAAUAUCGUGUUUGGAUAUGCCACGUGCCAAGGAGCAGAAGCCUUUGAAAUCCAGCAUUCUGGAUUGGCAAAUGGGAUUUUUAUGAAAUUUUUGAAAGAUAGAUUAUUAGAAGACAAGAAAAUUACUGUGUUACUGGAUGAAGUUGCAGAAGAUAUGGGUAAAUGCCACCUUACCAAAGGCAGACAAGCUCUAGAGAUUCGCAGCAGCUUAUCUGAAAAGAGAGCACUGACUGAUCCAAUCCAGGGAGCUCCUUGCUCUGCAGAGGCUCUGGUACGCAAUCUGCAGUGGGCCAAGGCUCACGAACUGCCAGAGAGUAUGUGCCUUAAGUUUCAGUGUGGUGUUCAUAUUCAGUUAGGAUUUGCUGCCGAGUUCUCCAACGUCAUGAUAAUCUACACAAGUAUAGUCCACAAGCCACCUGAGAUAAUAAUGUGCGACGCCUAUGUUACUGACUUCCCUCUUGACCUAGAUAUUGAUCCAAAACAUGCCAAUAAGGGGACUCCAGAAGAAACUGGCAGCUACUUAGUGUCCAAAGAGCUCCCCAAGCACUGCCUCUAUACUAGACUCAGCUCACUACAAAAACUAAAGGAACAUCUGAUCUUCACAGUCUGUUUAUCCUACCAGUAUUCAGGACUAGAAGACACUGUGGAAGAGAAGCAGGAAGUGAGUGUCGGGAAACCUCUUAUCGCCAAGUUAGACAUGCAUCGAGGACUGGGCAGGAAGACUUGCCUCCAAGCCUGUCCCAUGCCUGAUGAGACUUGCCACAGCUCCACAUCUACCUCAGCGGGAGCAGGGCACUUCCAUUCCUCCCAAGACUCCUUCCACGAUGUGUACCAUUCUCAGCUCGGCAACUCAGACAGUGCUAUGCCACCAGACAGGUGCCAUUGCAGCCGGACUCCACAUGCGUUCAUUUCCAACUAUCCCCCCCACCACUACUGCCAGUUUGGUAGAAGUAAUGUGCCUGUAGAGACGACUGAUGAAAUGCCGUUCAGUUUUUCUGACAGGCUUAUGAUUUCUGAAAACUGACCUUCAUGUUUUUGAAAAUUAGAAUAGUUAGAGUAAACUCACAUAAUUUAACACUUAUAAAUAAGGUGUGGUGAAAAGGCAAAUGCGUACGUAUGGAGAGAAAACUAGCAACUGUUUUUAUAGCAAGUUCUCAGGAAUAUGAAACUUUAGAAUUACAUUAUUUAAGCUGGGCAGUGGUGGUACACAUCUUUAAUCUCAGCACUCAGAAGGCAGAGGAAGGGGCAGAUCUCUGAGUUCGAGACCAGCCUGGUAUACAUAGUGAGUUCCAGGGCAGCCAGAGAUACAGAGAAAUCCUGCCUAACAAAAACAAAAGCAAAAAAAAGAUUACAUUAUUUAACCAGACUCUCUUGCUUUUGUCCUGUUUUAAGGCUUUGUGAAUUAAUUUGUUCUGUAAAAAUGGGGGGCUGGGGAUUUAGCUCAGUGGUAGAGCGCUUACCUAGGAAGCGCAAGGCCCUGGGUUCAGUCCCCAGCUCCGAAAAAAAGAACCAAAAAAAAAAAAAAAAAAAUGAAGUAUGGGGCCUGUAAAUAGUGCUCAAUGGUGCAGUGCUCAGCUAACGUGUGGAAGGCCCUGGACCUGCUCAUCGUUACUGGAGGGGAAAAUGUGUUAUUAGAGUAAAUGUGUAUGUGUAUCAGAUGGUUUCAUUUUGACCACUCAGAAGAGCCGUGAAAUGGCGUUAUUAUAGAUUGAGUUAUGUUGCUAACACCAAAAGAGAACCCUUUCUCUUUUUCAGAGUUAUUUUAUUUAUGUGUAUAUGUGGGAGUCUCAGUGUGUAUGUGUACUAAUGGAGACCAGAAGAGGGCAUCAGGUCCUGGAACUGGAAUUACAGGCAGGUGUAAGCCACUCAGUGUGAGUGUUAGGAGCUGAACCUAUUUCCCCUCCAAGUGCUCUUAACAUCUCUCAUCCCCAGAGAGAACCUUUCAGUCAUUGGGCUUAAUAACUUCAUUUUAUCAAGGGGAAAACCAGCUAGAGGCUAGCUGUCUUACUGGAGCACAACUGAAGUCUCAGUUCUAGUCUCAAGUUUUUCUUCCAGUGCUUUCUGCUCUACAAGUGGUUUUGCCAGACUGUGAUGGUGCAUGCCUUUAAUCCCAGCACUCAGGAAACAGAGGCAAGUAGACCUCUGUGAGUUCGAGGCCAUCCUGGUCUACAAAGAAAGUCCAGGACAGCCAGGGCUACACUAAGAAACCUGUCUCAAAAAAAACAAAAACAAAAACAAAACAGUCUUAGAGCUAGGGUAAUGGCUCAAUUAAUAGAGUGCCAAGGGUGAAGACCAGAGAUUGGAUCCCCAGCAUCUGCAUAAAAGGUUGAGGGUGUAGACAGGCAAUUCCCUGAGCUGUUCGGCUAGCCAAAUCAAGGCUGUCUAAACAAGGUAGGAAGCAGCUGAGGAAGACAGCCACUGUCAACUUCAGUGUCCAGUUGUGUGUAUGCAUAUGCACUCACACAACAUACAUACAUACACACAAAGGUCUUGGGAGAAUGCUAGCACAGAAAGUAGGCAUUUGGACUGUCGUGGGGUUUCUGUUACUAUGGUAAACACUAUGACCAAACACAAGUGGGGAAGAAAAGAUUUAUUUCAGCUUACAAUUCAGGUGAUACUCCAUCACUAAGGAAAGUCACUGAUGGAGAGGCCAUGGACGAGUGCUGCUUAUUGGCUUGCUCUCCAGGGCUUGCUCAGCCUGCUUCCUUACAGCAUGUAGGACUAACAACCCACAGUGUGAUUGAUUACUCAUCAAUCAAGGAAAUGCACCACAGACCCUACAAGCCAACCUGAUGAAGGCAUUUUCUCAGUUGAGGUUCCUCUUCCAAAAGGACUAGUUUGUGUCAAACUAACAGAAAAAGGCCAGCAUAUGGACCUUCCCUCAACCUCUUUAAAGUGUGUGACCUUUCAAGUCUCUGGCUUGAGCAUAAAAGCCAGGUAACCUUGUCAGUAAGUCACAAAUCCUUGUCAAAUCCCAUAGCCAGAGCUUAGGUCCGUGCCGUGUACAUGAGGACAGGUUUAACAUGACUGUUGUUUUACUUUCGUGGGUUCUCUUAACAAACAGCCUGGUAUUUGUGUAUUGUCUCCUGUUAUCUGAGACAAUCCAUAGAUAAGUUACGGAGGCUGGAGAGAUAGCUCAGAGGUUACGAGCACUGGCUGCUCUUCCAGAGGUCCUGAGAACCACAUGGUGGCUCACAAGUGUCUAUAAUGAUGUCUGGUGCCCUUUUCUGGCCUGCAGGCAUAUAUGCAGGCAGGACACUGUAUACAUAAUAAAUCUUUAAAAGAAAAAGAUAAGUUAAAAGUGAAUUGUAUUCACUCCAGAAUUACUUUGUAAAAACAAAAAUGCAUAUUUAACAUGACCAGUUUUUAAUGUACAAAAUAUUCUGUGUAGCAACCCAGAACAGCAUAACAGUUUAUCUGCAUUGGGAUUAUAUUCUUGUUUGCUUAGCUGUGUUUUCCUAAUUGUAUAUACUGAACAACUGUUGUGUAACUUAAAAUACAGAUGUAUGCAACUAUUAUAAA